CUAAUCAGCAGACGACCCGUUCGCGGCGCACACUUUCUUUUCCCGCCAAAACAAAGUCACUAUCGCUUUUUGUUCAUGCGCGUGAGGAGCCUUUCAAACAAGUUCUUGUCAUCUCGUCAUGCUUCCCUAUCCUAGCAGGAAAAGCGAUGGAAGUUUACGCUUCCUAGCAUUCACUGACCUACACCUUCCGUCUUCAACUUUCUAUCUUCGCGCUUUUUCUAACCGUCGCACACCCCAAAGUUGCCUGGAGCCUUUGUGAAAAAAAUCGUCUCUUUGAAUACGCUUUUUUGCCUCUUAGAUGAAAUGUUCGUAAUGCUUUAUGCCUUGAGAGAUGUUGGAACGAAGAUAUACCGCUUAUCUUAUCGUCAAUCGUGAUCAACCUGGUGAUUGAGAUGUCAAUUGACUGGAGGUAAGGCGUGAGAGAAUGCAGAGCACUCCAGAAUUGGGUCCCUCGCGAAGCUCAUAGUCCUGAACAAAAAAAAGCGAAAAUGCAUCUUCGAAUGUGAAAUUAUUUGCGGAGAAAAGGUACACAUUUACUGAGCCAACCAGUCCUUGAUGGAUGUAACGAGUCAACACAAAUUUAUUCAGGAUGCCGGAGCCAAACCAAAUAUCAAUUCACUUUGGUGUCAGAUUCAGAGGAUUACAACAAUUUUAGACACAAAGAUUAAGUAUUAAAAUCGUCGGACUCGGGGAUUGUGUUACCAAAAGCAACGCGACCCGAUUCUGGUUCCUUUGCCCAGGAGGGUUAGGUUAACGCGUUAGUACGAGGGAAUUGAGGAAUUUUUCAAUUUUUAGUUGUUGAUUGGGAUCCGUGUAAGAUGUCACGGUCACCAGUGAGCGAUAGACCCUUGGAGAGUGGGAGGGAGAACGGGUGUUGUCGGCAAACUAACAAUAAGACGAAGAGCCUGCAGCUCCUCCAUCAUAUGACUGAUUCACAGAAGCCGCUGGUAGCGAGAUGUGAAUCUGAAGGAGUGGAAAUCACAGCGGUAAGGAUGCCAGGUAAACGAGAACAUAUCGUAAACUUCGUCUCACGGUCACGUAAGGGCACGGGAGAGGAUGAAGUCCGUGUGUCGGGAGGAGCAGGUUAUCGACAUCGCAACCGUCGAUGUCCACCAAACUGCAUGAAGAGCAUCCUUUGUUUCGCCGUCCUCAUCCUCUUCAUCAUCACUUUCGUAUUAGUCGCGCUCCUUGUACGGGGCACAUGUGAUCACCUUUUCAACGCGUCCUCGAACACAAGUGUUGUAGAGAACGUAAUCACACCUAGAACAGAACAGGCGACUGAUGCCAAGCCCUCAUCCUCACCAUUAGUGUGGGAAAACUUCCGAUUGCCUACCAACCUGAAGCCGUCCCAUUACGAACUUAGCUUAAGAACUGACAUUCACCGUGGCAUCUUCGCUGGUAACAUCACCGUUCACUUCACAUGCCUCAAAGAGACAGAUGUCAUCCUACUGCACACAAAAGAUCUGAACUACUCUGUCGAAUCAUUCCGAUUUCUCAAAGAAGGGGGAAACGAAGAAGUCAAUUCAAACGGACCGCCUACUUUCUAUGAAAAGAAUGACUAUCUCGUCCUUCGGACUGUCUCCCCCUUGGAUCAGGGAACGAGGUAUUCACUUAGUAUGCAGUAUGUGGCCGUAUUCAAUGCCAACCUUCUAGGUCUCUACCAAGGCAAGUACGUCACAUCUCAAGGAGUCACAGAACACUAUGUGGCAUCUUUCUUGUCGCCGAUUAACGCUCGACGCGUCUAUCCGUGCUUCGACGAACCCGCCUUUAAAGCUAACUUCUCAAUCAGUAUCAUCCACCCCGUCGGCUACAGCGCCUUCUCUAACAUGGACGUCAUCGGUCGACAGACAAAUCCGACGACCAUGGGUGAUGGUGAGGUGUGGGAAACGACUUCGUUUAGGACCACGCCAGUGAUGUCGACUUACCUAGUUGCUUUCCUUGUGUGCAAAUUCCAAAGCAAAGUGCAAAUUGUCAGGGAAGGAGUUGAGUUUCGAGUUUUGGCAAGAGACGAUGUAAUUGACCAGGCAAACUUCGCACUCGAUAUUGGGGUCAGGCUUUUCAACUUUCUGGAAGAUUACAGUGGUUUCGAUUACCCAUUGCCCAAAUUAGACAUGGUAGCCUUGCCCCAGCUUGUAGUAGCUGGUAUGGAGAAUUGGGGGCUGGUGACAUACCGAGAAUCAUACAUGCUUUACGAUGAACGAGAGACACCGACAGAAACACUUCAAGAGAUAGCUUUUGUAAUCGCUCACGAACUCGGCCAUCAGUGGUAUAGUAACUUGGUUACUCAGGUUUAUUGGGAUGAGCUUUGGCUGAAGGAAUGCUUUGCAACAGUCAUGGGAAAGAUCGCUCUUGAAGAACUCUUUCCAGAGUGGGCAAUGUGGGAUGAGCAAUUUGUGGUGAAGGAUCUGCAGAUGGUAAUGAAACUGGAUUCCUUGGUGACGUCACAUCCUAUCCAGCAACCUGUUACUAAAGUGGGUGACAUCAUGGACAACUUUGACAUGAUCAGCUAUCAGAAAAGUCCAGCCAUUCUUCGAAUGCUUCAACACAGCAUAAGAUAUGAAACCUUUAAGGAGGGUCUUGAGGUUUUUCUCCAGAACAAGCAGUAUGGUAAUGCUGACGCCUGGGAUAUUUGGCGGGCAAUAUCUUCGGUAACUCAGGCUCAUGGCCAGUACCGGGAUAUCAGCGAACUUAUGGCGCCAUGGUUAGGUCAAAUGGGUUAUCCUGUAGUUACUGUGUCACGUGACUGUGGUCAUGACAUGGUUUGUCUUCAUCAGGAGCAUUUCUUAUUGGACAGGGGAAAGACAGAGGUCGCUGAAUCAAAGUACAAAUAUAUUUGGCCUAUUCCGGUGACGUUUUCAUCAGCUGCUAGUAAUGACAUCAUCUCCCCGUAUAUGUACUGGUUGAAUACGAGAGAAGGACGAUUUGCGAUCCCCAAUGUCCAACGUGAUCAGUGGAUAUUGGUGAAUGUCAAUAGGACUGGUUUCUUCAGGACCAAUUAUCACAUCCACAACUGGCGGCUUCUCUCGCGGCAGCUAAUGGAUGACCACACGGUCAUCUCACCAGCCAGUCGUGCCGCGCUGAUUGACGACGUGUUCAGCUUGGCAACAGAAGGUCGUCUGAACUUAUCUGUUGCUCUUGACCUGACUAGAUACCUUGAGAGUGAGAUGGACUAUGUCCCUUGGAAGGGCGCCAUAGUUACAUUUAAAUACAUUGACCGCAUGCUAAGAACAACGCCUGUCUAUGGAAUCUUCAAGGAUUAUAUUCUUCACCAAGCUCAGACUGUUUAUGAUUACGUGGGAUGGAACAACACUGGACCACAUCAGAAAAAGUUAUUACGAGUGAUGAUUCUCCAACAGAUGUGUGCAUAUGGGCAUGAAAGAUGUAUAGACAAGACAAAGAACUUAUUUAGAAACUUUUCAAAUGGCCAUGAGAUUCCGCCCGAUUACCGGAGCUUCGCCUAUAGCACACGGGUAGCCUCUGGGGGACCCGAGAUAUGGGACUCUACCUGGGAUUCCUACAAAGCUAGCUCACCAGCCGAAGCUAAACAUUGGUUGGCGGCACUCACAGCCACGGGGGAACCUUGGCUUAUUAACAGACUUUUAUCCCGCACUCUUGAUCCUGAGCAGCUUACUCUGACUGAUGCAGUCAGUGUGUUCCAGUAUGUAUCACGGAAUCCUAUUGGUGGGUUCCUGGCUUGGAAUUUCUUCAGGGACCAAUGGGAUUUGUUGAAAAAUAGAUAUGGAUCUGGUUUGUUUUUAAUGGGAAACAUAAUCACAGCUGUGACUGAAUGGUUUAAUACACAAUACCAACUCGAAGAGUUGGAGACCUUUAUGUCAAGCAAACACGAAGACUUGGAGAACCUGGCGGGUUUCAGUAACUUCCUUCAAGCGGUUGAUAAGACAAAGGCUAAUAUCAACUGGAUGGAGAACAAUUAUGGACAAAUUGAGGAGUGGCUUGAGAACUGGAAGAGAGAAAACUCUUGAACAAUGGUGAAGCGAUUCAUACUCCACAUCAAGGGUACCUCUAGAGGCGUUGUAAUCACAAGCAUUGGAUCUUUGAAUAUUUCAGUGUUGCUGUCAAGUUAAUGGAACGAACAUGGAAGUGAUGCUUUAUAUUGGAAGUGAGGACAAAUUGGGUGUUGCUGUGAAACAUUUUAGGAAUGAAUGUUUAAAGCCAGGAACUUAAGACAUGAGAAUGUGAAUGUUAAUCACUUCGGAAACAAAGAAGAUGAAGAGUGGACAAGGAUGGAAAAUGUUUUGCAUUGGGAGGUAAAUCUAUGUGAAGAUAGGUGGAAAAAAGAAGAGAGGCAUUUAUGGAACUCUGUCAAUACAGAAACAGACUGAAAGUGCAAUGUGGACUUCAUUGAAGACAAAAAAAAUGGCAUUAGCAUGUGAAACAAACUGUGAGGUGAGAGUUGCUUUAAAGAAGGAAAAGCUAUUACAAGACUGAACGUAAAUCUGGUGGAGCAAAUUAUUAAGUGCUUUAAAACUGCAAGGAAAAGACACGAUACCAAAUACUCAAGGAAUUGAAGUUGAAGACAAUAUCUGCUACAGCGAAUCUAUAUUCAUGAUAGAUGUCCUGAGGUGAAAAUAAAGAGUGGUAAACAAAGAAUGUUAAGAAGUGGAAGCAUAUUAUUUGUCGUUUGUAUGGUUGUAUAUAUCAAAAUAUAGAAGAGAACAACACUUCCUCAUUAGAAAUGUUUAUACUCAGUGUUUUCAUUACUAUGAAAAAGAAAAUUUCAGAGUAUUAGUAAAUGUCUGACAGAGAACAUGAAUGAGAAAUUAUUUGAAACUCUCAGCACAAGUGUAAAGUAUUUAUUGACAGCUUUAGAAGUCCCGACUGGAAGAGAACGCUAUGUGGAAAGAAAAAUGCAUGUAAAGUGUAUCAUGUGAAUAUAUAGAUAUCGUGUGAUGUGUACAGAUUAAACAAUUAUAUUGGAUUGUUUGAGGUAGUCCUAUUUUUGAAAGAAAUUUUGUAUUUUCAUAAUUUGAUCUAAUUAUUUAAUAUUGUGUCUUGGUAUUAUAUAUUUAAUGGAAACAUUUUGUGAGUUGGUGGCCAAUGUCAGUGUGUACAGUUUCUUGUUAUAACUGUUUUAUCAAUACAUAAAUAAUACAGUUAUAUACACAGUAUUCAUCUAAUAUAAAAAGGAUAACGAGAAUUUUAUUUUUCAUUUGUGUUAUACAAAAACUUAGAGAAUAUGAGCUGACUCAGAAUCUUUACUUUGUGAUUAUGAAUUUUAAAGGACAAGUCCACCCCAACAAAAACUUGAUUUGAAUAAAAA
Molecule: messenger RNA, 5281 nt
Organism: Lytechinus variegatus (green sea urchin)
Lineage: Eukaryota; Metazoa; Echinodermata; Echinoidea; Temnopleuroida; Toxopneustidae
Product: aminopeptidase N-like
Exons: 18
Coding region: 819-3983 (1054 amino acids)
Biological process (GO): peptide catabolic process; proteolysis
Cellular component (GO): cytoplasm
Molecular function (GO): peptide binding; zinc ion binding; metalloaminopeptidase activity
Source: RefSeq, a predicted model, not a curated record